UCCCAAUCCUCUGCGCUCUCCCGUCCACCACCAUGGCGUCGGACUCCGAGUCCAGCGACGUCACGCCGGACGACCAGCACGAGCACCUGCGCCCCGAGGGCACGGAGCCGCUGGCGCGCAUCGCGGUGGACUACACCCCGGACGCCUGCCGCCAUGCGCCGGAGUCCGGCGAGAUCCACGUCACGUACGACCACCGCGGCGGGGCACGCUGGCGGUCCCGCAGCCGCUUCCUCCCGGGCGGCGCCGUGGCCGCCGCGGUCCGCGCCCCCGCCGGCGAUACCGCGGGGCUCAACUACAACCUCUACCUCUCCUCCCUGGAGGGCUCCGGCGACAUGGACGAGAUCGACUUCGAGUUCCUCGGCAACGAGAAGCGCGCCGUACAGACCAACUUCUUCGUCGCCGGCCGCGGGGGCAGGGAGGCGGUCCACGAGCUCCCCUUCGACUCCUCCGACGGGUUCCACCACUACGCGGUCGCCUGGGGCGCCGAGGCCAUCGAGUGGCGCGUCGACGGGGAGGUGAUCCGGAGGGAGGAGCGGCGCGACGGGGAGCCCUGGCCGGAGAAGCCCAUGUUCCUGUACGCCUCCUUCUGGGACGCGAGCGGCGUCGAUGAGGGGAGGUGGACCGGCACGUACCACGGCCGCGACGCGCCCUACGUCUGCAGCUACAGAGAUGUCAGGGUGCCCGUUGCGCUCUCAGCGAAGGAGGAGGAAGAGGAAGAAGAAUGACAGGAUGAAUGGCUGAUGCGAACGCUGGAGAUGAGGCUGAUGCUGCCGCCGAUGAGGAGGUAGUGGAUGCCGGAGCUGGUGAACAUUAGAUCGCGGCGUUGUUCCGUCUCUGAUCGUCCCACGAGCCAUGUGGAAUUACCUAUCUUGGUCACGAGUGUGUUUGCUUCAAGUGUUGUAAUAAAAAGAUGUACGUAUGAAUGAUUUGCCGUGAAGGAGAAACAAUAACAAUA
Triticum dicoccoides is the source of this 955-nucleotide messenger RNA. RefSeq names its product xyloglucan endotransglucosylase/hydrolase protein 31-like. NCBI's taxonomy places the organism in Eukaryota, Viridiplantae, Streptophyta, Magnoliopsida, Poales, Poaceae. Gene Ontology annotation, molecular function: hydrolase activity, hydrolyzing O-glycosyl compounds. The record is from RefSeq and is a predicted model, not a curated record. The coding region runs from base 33 to 725 and encodes 230 amino acids. The transcript has a single exon. Gene Ontology annotation, biological process: carbohydrate metabolic process.